Anguilla rostrata (American eel) is the source of this 6827-nucleotide messenger RNA. RefSeq names its product C-Jun-amino-terminal kinase-interacting protein 4-like. The record is from RefSeq and is a predicted model, not a curated record. Gene Ontology annotation, cellular component: cytoplasm. The transcript is spliced from 27 exons. Gene Ontology annotation, molecular function: MAP kinase scaffold activity; signaling receptor complex adaptor activity; JUN kinase binding. Lineage: Eukaryota; Metazoa; Chordata; Actinopteri; Anguilliformes; Anguillidae. Gene Ontology annotation, biological process: vesicle-mediated transport. Bases 1579 to 4974 code for a protein of 1131 amino acids.
GGCACCGGAGGUGGCUGGGAAAUCGUGUUCUUAUUGGAUAAAAUCUACCCGUCCAUCUGUCCCACACAAACUCUGACUGAAACCUAUCAGACAGAGAGCUGUGUAUGUGCUUACACUAGCUGUGAGAUUCUUGGUAGAGGGUAGUUAUUGACUGCGGGCAUAUUACAUGUGGUACCUUAUCAAAUGGAAAUCUAAAUAUAUAGUUUCAUGACCCUUGCUACAAUCCAAACACCUGGUUGCUAAAAUGUUUGUCAGGCUUGACUUUCCGUUGCAAAAACCAUGUUGAUAUCCCUUGGAAUGUUGUUAUUUAUAAUAAAUUAUUCUAACUUGUCUCUAAUGAUAGAUUCCAGUAUGUUACACGUGAUACAAAUUAAACUAAUAGGCCUGUAGUUUCCUGGGUCAGUUCAGUCCUCUUCCUUAUAUAUUGGUAUUAUAUUACCUUGCUUCCAGUCGUCCGGUAUUCCUACAGUUUCUGAAGAUCUGAAAAUACCUGCCAGUGGUUUAAGAUGCUCUCACCUAACUCUUUGAGUACUCGUGGCUAUAUUCCUCACAGAUGGGAACACUUUGGGUUUGGGGGUCGUUUGUAACUGAAAUAUCUGUAAUUUUGAAAGUCAAAAUAAUCUACUUGAAAUCUUUUUUUUCCCCUUUGGAUUAGCUACUAGUAUUAAUUAAGGCCAACGGCCUGUUUUCUAUCAGUCGUAAAUGUGGGCUAAGUAACCAACAUGAUGCUUUUCUAAAUGCUGUUUUAUGCUAGAAACUCACUGUUGAGGUAACUUUCUAAUCAUGGGGUGGGGUGAGUGCAGCCUGUAGAUGAACUGUGCUACUCCUUUUUGGUGGCUGUAAGGGAAAUGGAGUCUUAUGACAUGGGGCAAGUUGAGCCAGUGGCUCUUACAUUACAGAGCACAAGUCAUCAUGAGAUGAGGACAGGUGGCCCUGAAGCCCAUACAGAUACUGGCCGACCAAUGUCAUGGUCUGAGUGUUACUAAACGCUGGCAAAAGUUUGGAAUUCUGAGUAGCGGUAUGCUGAGUUACAGUAAUUACAGUAAUGUUGUCAUUUGGAAGUUUAGGUUUUUAAGAGCCUUUAUAGUACUUUAUUAAGUCAGGUCACAUAUGGUGCUAUAACUUGCAUAUGUACCUGAAGAAUAGGGAGGUGCUUCAGAGCUGGAUUCAUUUCAUUUGGUUCUGUUGGAAACAAUGAACAUAAAAAUGAAUAGGUCUAGAUCUUACAUUCAUCUCUGUGCAUUUAACGUGCUGGCUAAUUUGGGAGCGAGACGGGGACAGGAAAGAGGGUGAACGAAGAGUUUGAGAAAGGGAGAAAGGGAGCGAGAGGACGUGGGAGGGUGAGAUUUGAGAGAGAAAACAAGUGGCCAGAAUCCCUCUCUCUCUCUCUCUCUCUCUCUCUCCCCCCCCCCCCCUCACUCUCUCACUGGCUCGCUCUGAGGAUGAUGUCAUCCCUCCCCCCGCCCGUCUGUUGGGCCGCUGACGGGGCUGUUGUUAUCUGCGCAGCGGCUGGGCUGGGCUGAGCUGGGGCUGGUUUAGCGGUGCCGUGCGCGGUGGCGGUACGCGGUGCGCGGCGAUAUGAGUCCCCGCUGCAUGCUGCUGUUUGUGUUCGGGUGCGUGGGCGGGGCGGCGGUGGUCAACGCCGCCGUGGUGGUCUCGCUCUCCGUCCUGCUGCUGGUGCAUUACUCCGUCUCCACCGGCAUCCCUGCCCUCACUCAGUCUCUGCCCCGGAUCGGCAGGAAGGAGAGGCCGCUGUCCCUGGGGAUAUUCUCACUAUCCACAGGGGGCGCUGUUCACACCCCUGAACCUCAGAGGAAGGCGGAGACUCCUACCACAGACACAUGGAAGUGUAACAACCUCAACCAAUCACGGGGUGGCACCAGCCUCAAGCAGCCGGAGUCUGAGGGGCUAAAGGGAAAGAGCUCGCAGGACGCCUGGGCCAACUCGUUGGCUGACGAGAGCAAGGAUGAGCUGUCUAAUGUCAGCCACGGGACCACGGCCAUGUCCACCACGGACACGCCCCAGAAAGAGGCGGGGUCAAAGGGGAUGAACAUCAGCUGUAAGAACAUUGAGGUCCAAGCAACGCCUGGCACCAGGACUGUGUCUGCAGGUGCAGCGGAAAACGAGACGUCGGACGUGCAGGCCAUCAUAGAGUCCACGCCUGAGCUGGACAUGGACCCGGGGGGCAGAGGACCCAGCUCGCCGUCCGGGGGCUUUGAGAACCUGGCCUUCGACCGCAACACGGACUCCCUGUUCGAGGAGCUCUCCUCCGCAGGGACCGACCUCAUCGGGGACGUGGAUGAGGGGGCAGACCUGCUGGGGAUGGGCCGUGAAGUGGAAAAUCUCAUCCUUGAAAACACACAGCUGCUGGAGACCAAAAACGCGUUGAACGUGGUGAAGAAUGACCUCAUGGCACGUGUGGACGAGCUCGGGUGCGAGAGGGAGGUGCUGCAGGGGGAGCUGGAUGCGCUCAAACAGGCCAAGACACGGCUGGAGGACAAGAACCGCGAACUGGAGGAGGAGCUAAAGAAGGUCCGGGCCGAAGUGGAGGAGGUGAAACAGAAGUCUAAAGAUGAGGAAGACGGAGACCUCCCGACUGCGCAGAGGAAGCGCUUCACACGGGUGGAGAUGGCGCGCGUGCUGAUGGAGAGGAACCAGUACAAGGAGCGGCUGAUGGAGCUGCAGGAGGCCGUGCGCUGGACCGAGAUGAUCCGAGCCUCCAGGGAGAACCCAACACUCGCAGAGAAGAAGAAGUCCAGCAUCUGGCAGUUCUUCAGUCGGCUCUUCAGCCCUUCCUCCAGUAAUGUGGUUAAGAAAUCCGAGCCGUCCUUCAACGUGAAGUUUGGCCCUCCGGGCUCCCAUUCCGGAUCCACGGGGAUGAAGAGGAGCAAAACCCUGUCCGAGCUCCCCGGGGAUAAAUCCAAAGUGUUCGACUUCCUCAACGAGGAAGGUGCGGGCAGCCCGGCGCUGCGCAGGGAGCACAGGAGAGCGGCGCACAGGCAGGUGAAGCCGCAGGUGCAGAAGCAGGACGGCCGGGUGCAGGCCCACGGCUGGAGCGUCCCGCACAAGCACAAGGCGACCAAUGGCGGGCAGGCGGAGGCCAGGAUGAAGAAUCUACCCGUGCCUGUGUACCUGAGGCCCCUCGAAGACAGAGACACGUCAAUGAAGGUGUGCUGUGCUGCGGGCGUCGACCUGUCUGGCGGGGGGGCACGUGAUGUUCCCGGGGAAGACGCCAAAAGCCACAAGCAGAGGAAGGGUUCGCAGAGCAGUUUGGACCAGCCAGAGCAGGACCCCCAGGAGGGGGACGCAGAGCCACCCGAGGAGCCGUCGAGCCUGGUGUGGAUCUGCUCCAGCUCCCAAAACGAGGCCAAGAUCACCGUCCUGAACGCCAAGGAACCAGCGCACCCCCUGCAGACUUUUCCCGCCCACAGCACACACAUACUGUGCAUCUGCAGCGUCCCAGGUGUUCAGGACACAGACUACCCUGUAGGAGAGGAGAUCCCUCUGCAGUCGCAGGAUGAUGUCACCGCGUCAGGCAGUGAGGGCAUGCUGGGUAACAUCACAGCAGUAGGCUGCACAGUGGAGGGAGGGGACGGGGUGGCAGCCAUCGCCAUGGAAUCCAGCGCCCCCCAAACUGAGCCCAGCACAGGGCCGCCCCUAGAGCCCCACCCCUCAGAGGAUGAUGUCACUGCUGCAGAGGAGGCUACUGAGGCCACAGAAGCCAGCGAAGGGGGUGGCGAGGGAGAGGCGGGAGAGGGGGAGGGGCUUGACAUCAACCGGCCAAUCGUCUUCACAGAACAUGUGUUCACGGACCCCCUGGGGGCACAGAUCACAAAAGAUGCCCCAGCUCAUCCCUACAUGCAGAGGGAGGGGGAGGGGUCAGGGAGCGGGGGGGCUGAGCUGGAAGGGAGCGAGGAGGCGGAGCCUCACAUGAGCAGCGCCCUGCCUACCAUGUGGCUGGGGACUCAGAGUGGAGGCCUCUUUGUUCACUCGGCCGUCUCUCAGUGGAAGAGGUGUCUCCAUUCUAUAAAGCUAAAGGAGUCGGUGCUGUGCAUUGUCCAUGUGAAGGGGCGUGUCCUGGUGGCUCUGGCUGAUGGGACAUUGGCCAUAUUUCACAGAGGCUCCGACGGCCAGUGGGAUUUGACCAACUACCACCUGCUGGACCUGGGCCGGCCGCACCACUCUAUCCGCUGCAUGGCUGUAGUCCACGACCGCGUGUGGUGCGGGUACAGGAACAAGAUAUACGUGGUCCAGCCCAAAACCAUGAGGAUAGAGAAGUGCCUGGAUGCGCACCCUCGGAGGGAGAGCCAGGUGAGGCUGCUGGCCGGGGCGGGCGACGGGAUCUGGGUGUCCAUCCGGCUGGACUCCACGCUCCGCCUCUUCCACGCGAGCACCUACCAGCACCUGCAGGACGUGGACAUCGAGCCCUACGUCAGCAAGAUGCUGGGCACAGGAAAGCUGGGAUUUUCUUUUGUUCGGAUCACUGCUCUGAUGGUGUCCAGCAGCCGCCUCUGGAUUGGAACUGGGAAUGGCGUGAUCAUCUCCAUCCCUCUCACAGACACUGACAGGGCAGGUCCGCCGGCGGGGAAUCGGCCGGGCAGCGCCGUGCGUAUCUACGGAGACGAGCACGGCGAGGUGGAGGCCGCCGCCACGUCCGUGCCCUUCUGCUCCAUGGCACACGCCCAGCUCUGUUUCCACGGACACAAGGACGCAGUCAAGUUCUUCGCUGCCGUUCCAGGUCAGGUGAUUCCCCCCGCGGGGCCCGCAGGGGAUGCCGGGUCUGAGGGGCCAGGCUCCUCUGAGCCCCAGAGCCAGGAGCUGGUGAAUCCCAUGCUGGUGAUGAGCGGAGGAGAGGGAUACGUGGACUUCCGGGCAGGGGACGAGGGGGCCGAGACAGAGGAGCAGGAUGAGUCCAAACCAGCAGCCCAACCUGCCACCGACCGCAGUCACUUGAUUGUCUGGCAGGUCAUGUGAUCCCGGCAAGUCAUGUGAUAGCCAGCCUUGUCCGUGGGGGCCCAUGGGUGAGGAAGAGGAAGACCUGUGUGUUCUACCAAGGAGGCUCAGAGGCUCUGCACGUUUCUGUGUUUUUUGAUAUACAAAUUAUAAUUGUUACAUUUUUUUAUUACUGUUGAUGAAAUGAUUUAGUCUUUUUUUUAUUUUUUUUUUACUUUGUGGCAGUAAGAUUGUGAGGGCCUAACAGGGCAAAGGGGUGUUGGUGAGGUAACUGGGGUUGUCCUCCCCUUUUAAUCUAUCCUAUCCCUCACUCUGCCUUCCUCCCCCCUCCCUCUCUGAUGCUUGCUUUCAUUCAUUUUACUAUUUAAAUCCUUUAUGGAGGGAAAGGGAUUCAGUGAUUGGACGCCGUUAUCUGCUGCCCCUGCCACUCUUCCGUCCAGCUGUGCCAUGGUGAUCUUUCUUUGGGAGAGAGUUAACAAGUGCAUGCAUCUGUACGGUCUGCACUACACACUCCUACCAAUAUAUGUUUCGACAAACAACACUUCUUUGUACUUUUUAGGAUUUUCUCUGAGUGUAAAAACACCAUAUAUAACAUGAGAUUAACAAGUGUCAAGUAACACUAAAGAAUAAUGGUCUCCUUUAACAGCUUUUCUGUCCACAUUUUCUACUUCUCAUCUUUAAAGAUCACAAAAGGGAAACCUGUAUUUGUUUCACAGGGAAACUAAAAUGUAACUUGCUAUGUUGCAGAUAAUUAUCCGCAUGCCACAAGCUAUCGUUUUCUCGACUGCAUCUUUAUUAAUUGAUUUCAUGUUUUGUCAAAUGCAAUCUGAAACUUGUAAGGAAGUUUUUUUAAAUGUAUUUUUUGUACUUUGUCAGUAAGACGAUUUAAUAUGUUUGUUCUCUGUAAUAUGAGGGACGUUUCAUGUAUUGUCUGUAAACAGGGUUUGGGGAAAAGAACAAAACAUAUCACAGUGUCAUUCCAGUAUUUAUUUUUUAUGAACGAAACUUUGUGGAUCAAGGAUUUAAAUUUGUACAUGAAUUGUAUAUUAGACAUAUAUUGUUUAAAAAAAGGAAAUCUUGUAUGGUAUGGUUUGUGGGUACACAUUGUGAUCACAGAGAUGCAUAAAAGAUCGAGAGGUGAAGUGGCUACUAUGCUAAGACUCCUGAAUCCUGUAUAGAUUAUCAGACUGCACAUUUGUUGUACUGAGCUAUGCAUGUUUCAUAAAACAAACACAGCAGUGUACGUCUUGUGGCCAGAGUUGUCAUGGUCACCGUCUUUGGUCCCAUUUUUGAUUUUUGGGUGGGCAGAACUUUUGGCUGCUGGGCGAUAGUCUGCUAGCUAACGUUAGCCUUUCACUAUAACGGACAUGGAAUUGAGCAUGAAGGGAAUGACAUUCCCUGGAAUACCCAAUGAUAAUGACUGUUAAUACCAUUAAUGACCAACAGUGUGGUUUUACCCUUCAUUGAAUUACACAGCAGGCUUAUGGCCCUUCGGACCAUAAUACAAGAAUACAUAAUGCUCCAUGAAAUACCUUUGCCAGUGUUUUGUGUUAGUUACAAUCCUUUAAUGUUAAUUGUGUCAGAUUGGCACCCGGGCACAGACGUGUGGCUGAACAUCUGAAGGUAAUUUGUUAUGAACGUUUCAAUAUUUUAAAUAUGGCCCUUUUCCAGUCUUUUGGGAUGAGUAAGCUAAGGUUGGCUAAUGGACUAGCGCUAGGCACAUAUCCUGUUCUGUGGAGUUCCAGAUUUGUUUAGGGAGCGGUGCCCACAGCCUCCAGAGGCUUGUUGCCGUGACAGCAGUUUCUGCUGUUAGGUCUGUAGCUGAAAAGCAUCAUGGCCUUAAUUUUAAUAGCAUAUUAAACAUGGGGAAUUUA